AUGCCCCUCUGCCUCGGUUAUAAACACCUUCAAAGUUUGCCACCAGUGACUGCAGGUUAUCAAAGCAUCUCGCCUAUUCUGCUAAGCCUUUUCAAGGCCCGUAACGUGGAUACCCCUGAAGCCAGUGUAGUCACCAUUGUCUGUAUAGUAACUAGAAAGUGA
This is a messenger RNA of Sclerotinia sclerotiorum 1980 UF-70, 162 nucleotides long. RefSeq lists its product with no specific name. The transcript has a single exon. The coding region runs from base 1 to 162 and encodes 53 amino acids. The record is from RefSeq and is a predicted model, not a curated record. NCBI's taxonomy places the organism in Eukaryota, Fungi, Ascomycota, Leotiomycetes, Helotiales, Sclerotiniaceae.